Molecule: messenger RNA, 3160 nt
Organism: Microplitis mediator
Lineage: Eukaryota; Metazoa; Arthropoda; Insecta; Hymenoptera; Braconidae
Product: kinesin-like protein Klp68D
Exons: 5
Coding region: 412-2190 (592 amino acids)
Biological process (GO): microtubule-based movement
Molecular function (GO): ATP binding; microtubule motor activity; microtubule binding
Source: RefSeq, a predicted model, not a curated record
ACUUUUUUUGGAUGAGUGUGGAUGCAGCAGACAUCAGAAAAAUUUAAAAUUAAUAAUAAAUAAAAUUAAAUUUUAAAAAAAUGCGCAUUUAAAAAAUUUUGAAAUUUAUGAGUGCAUUUUUUAUAAAUAUUAUAUUUUUAAUUAUUUACAAUUGUAAAUUCGGCUGAUGUCUACUACAUUCACACUGGUUUUUUUGGCGCUAAUCAAAACACCGGACAAAAGAGUUGGUGAAAUAACAUUAAUUGUACAUCUUACUUAAUCUCUAUGAAAAAUUUUCGUCUCGUUGAAUAAAUAAAUUUUUUCUAUUGAAAAAAAAGUAAUUCAAUAAAAAGUAAUUAAAAAAAAAAGUAAACGUAGUUGUUUACAAUCUAAUCAAAAUUAUUUUUUAAAAUAAUACAUCAAAACCGAGAAAUGAGUCAGGAACAUUUGGCAGUUCCAUCAACAAGUGGUGUGGCUCGUCCAUCAAGGUCAACGAGCAGGUCCCCAAGUCCACGCAGGAGACCAAAAGACAAAUUCCAUGUCGUCUUUCAAACUUUCAAAGACGGGUUUGAGGAUCAGAAAAAUAAUGCGAUUACAAAAACCGCAGAGGGGGUGUUAAAAUACAAAGAUACUCCUUUAGAGGUGGAUUAUGUUUCAACAUCUCCCAAAGACACGCUGAAGUUCCUGCUACAGAACAAAAAAACUAAUACCUGCGUCAUUUUGUAUGGAAGAAGUGGCGCAGGUAAAACAACGACGUUGCAAGGAAACAAGGACUUCCAAGGAUUGAUACAAGGAUGGUUCGAUGGUCCUGAAGACUGUCUAGAAUUAAGAGCAUUGGAGAGCAAAAAAAAAAUGUGCCAUGACUUGUUGGGAAAUAAUAAAUGGAACCUAGCAAAAUUCCAAUGGAGUGAAUUGACGGUUCGGAAGCCUAUAAAAAUUAAAACGGCAAUAGAAAAGAGAGAAACAGUCCAGACUGCGUUGAACUUGAAUUCAUCGCGGAGCAUCGCUUAUUUUGAGCUAACUAACACACGAACUCAGGAACGAGUUUCGUUCGUAGACUUGCCUGGUUCAGAAGGAGCGGACGCCGCAGAUUCCUCCUCAUUAGAUGUCUCCCAGCAAAGUCUAGUCAGCUCUACUCGCCGCGAUUAUAUCAAUGAGCUUAGCUCAUUUAAACACCAUCUAAUCGACUACAAUAUUCCGCUGUCUGGUACGCCAUUUCUAACUGUUCUGAGACGGCGAAUCUACGGGGAAGACUUGGACACAUCGAAUGACAAUGUUUUUGUUAUAGUUUGUGCUCAGUCUCCCCUUACGGAUUCCAAUACGCUCGAGGUCGGCAAUUUCCUCCGUGACCUCCGAGCCAAACGAGACCCGCACUACCAACGGGGUUCGAACCGACCUCUUUCUCCAUUUACGGAAGCACGACAGCCGAGCAGGAAGUCAUGCUUAAGACAAAUGGACACCUUAACUGCUGUCAAUGCCAAGCUGCUUCUGGAGAUUGCAGAGUUAAGGCAGCGUCUUGAAGUUUCAGAACGAAAGCAAAUUGGGGAAGAGGUGGAGGCAGAAGUGGCGGCAGUGGUUGUAGCGGCGGUGGGCAAGGACGAACAGACAGUGGACCUGGUAGCUGCAGCAGAAGCAGAAGUAGAAGCGGAAGCAGAACCGGAUGAAGAAGCGGAAGCAGAACCGGAUGAAGAAGCGGAAGCAGAACCGGAUGAAGAAGCGGAAGCAGAACCGGAUGAAGAAGCGGAAGCAGAACCAGGAGUUGAACUGAACGCAGAUCCGGAAGCAGAAUUAGAACCAGAAGCAGGACCGGAAGCAGAAUCUGAAGCAGAAUCUGAAGCAGAAUCGGAGGAUGUGGAAGAUGAUGAUGACAAAGACUCCUUCCUCGGGGUUCCGCAUCUCUUGAGGCCCGAGUUUCCUUACAAAGACCAUUGGUACGUUGUCGACCAACCGGACAAAUAUCACGCCAUCAAUUGGGAAGAAACAAUUGAGCAGGUUGGCUCUGCGGCGAGAUAUUUGUGCCGUAAAUGCAAUACCACCUUCGAGAGAUGCUGGAUUAAACUCCAUGUCUGGUUCGACGAAAAUCACGGUAAGGUUGUUUGCGAUCGAUGCAAUCAACCUUACCGUGAUCUCAAUUUUGUCCACAACCGGCACAAAUCGAAGUGUACGGGACAACCCCGCCAGGGAGGGCGCCCAAAAAAAAAAAAAAAUUAAUCUGCAAGACGACACUCUUGUGGCAACACAUCCAGAACGCUUCGAAAGUAUUACCCUGUGGAUCAUUCGAACCGGAAAGCAGCUCCAUAGCAUCCAAGCGGAUGAUCUCGCGCUUAACAUGAUCUUCUUUGCUACCAAAAAUAAAAUUUUCUUGGUUCUUUGUCGGAAAAGAAGCUAAGACUCUAUAAUUACGGCUCUUGUUUACUUAUUAAUUAAAUAAAAAUUUAUAAAUUAUGAUGAUAAUGAUUUAAAUGAUGAUUAUCUACAUGUUAAUACACUUGUACAAAGAUUUUUUAAAUAAUGUACAAAAUUAUUUGCAUUCAUGAAACUAUUAAUUCAUUUUAAAAAAAUAUUUUGAAAAAGUGCACGUAUAUAUAGUGUGUGAAAUUUCCGACGUGCAUUUUUUUAGAAAUUUGUUUUUUUUCAUUAUUUAUCUGUUAAAAAAAAAAUUGUUUAAUUUCAAAUGUCGGCUAACUUUACUAUCAUGAUUGUAGCAGACAUCAGAAAAAUUUAAAAUAAUUGAUAAACAAAUUAUUCAUUUUUUAAUUUUUGCUAAAGGUGCAAUAAAAAAACUCGGAUUUUUCCCAAAAAUUAUUCCUUUUGUUUAAUUAAAAAAUAAGGAGUCAUUGAAAAAAAAAAUCCUUCGUUAAAAUCCAAGAUAAACUCAUGUACUAAAGAAAUCUUUUGGUUUUUUUUGCUCGUCUCUCCCCACUACCACUGGCUCAUUUUUCCAUAUUUUUUUUUGAAAAUUUCGCAGAAUAUUCUUGGAAUGUCACUUAAUAAUGUCACAAAUUAAAAAAAUUUUAAUAACGAACGUACUCUGAAAAAAAAAUCACAAAUAUCUUCUUUCUUUGUAUCUCAGACUCCUUCCCCUGAAAAAAAAUUACUAAUGAACUCAGGAUUUAAUGUAAAAAAAAAAGUUCAUUUUUUUCCUCUCUGUAAACAAGUAAAAAUUAUAAUUUAUUAUUAU